This is a messenger RNA of Mya arenaria, 3205 nucleotides long. RefSeq lists its product as uncharacterized. Gene Ontology annotation, cellular component: plasma membrane. The record is from RefSeq and is a predicted model, not a curated record. The coding region runs from base 109 to 1887 and encodes 592 amino acids. Gene Ontology annotation, molecular function: carbonate dehydratase activity; zinc ion binding. The transcript has 14 exons. Lineage: Eukaryota; Metazoa; Mollusca; Bivalvia; Myida; Myidae.
CCGUUUUUCAGUUGUAAUUCCACAGCGCAAACUUAACGGUCUAUCUUCUUGUCCUCGUCGUGUGCUAUACUUGAACAAUUCCAAGAUAUUCACAUAUAAACAUACAGCAUGAAAAUUUUUGUUAUUUUUUCUGUCCUAGGAUAUACAUUUGCGGCGGAAUGGGGAUACGUAGGAGACAUAGCCCCGCCAUUCUGGAAGGACCUGAUACCUGAGAAUGUGUGUGACGGCGCCAGUCAGUCGCCUAUCGACCUACCACAGAAUGCAGCCAUGGAGUAUGACGCCAACCUGGCGGAGUUCUCGUACCACGGAUAUGAAAACAUGGCAACGUCAAACAUCUCGGUCCACAACAACGGUCACACAGUUCAGUUGAGUAUUCUGGACAACCAAGGGACUUACAUCACGGGCGGUGGACUGGCGGAGCAGUAUGACGCCUUGCAAGCCCACUUCCAUUGGGGACCGACGAACAUGGAGGGCUCCGAACACACAUUCCGAGGCCACAAGUUCCCCCUCGAGCUUCACAUCGUGCACAAGAAGCGGAGCGCAAUGGACAUUACAGCGGCUGCGAAUAUGUCGGAUGGACUGGCAGUUCUCGGAUUCUUCUUCGACAUUGAUGGUUACGACAGGGACAACGCCGCCCUGGAACCCCUCAUUACAUCCUUGGAGAACGUCCGAUUUAAAGGUAAAUCGCGGCCGUUGAACAUUGACUUUUCCGCACUGAUGCCGACGACAGAGCAUAGCGAGUUCUACCGGUACAACGGCUCCCUAACCACGCCCACCUGUAACGAAGCCGUCGUGUGGACAGUGUUUGAGAACAAGAACACGCUCUCCACCAGACAGAUGGCGGCCUUCCGGACACUGUACGAGAAUGAGGAGGGCCAAACGGCCCACAAGAUGACCAUGAACUAUCGGCCGGUGCAGGACAUCCGACGCCGUACUGUCUACAAAAACUACCAGACGGCCGUUCCAAGUAGUUACCACUGGGGUUACCAUGGAUACGAAGGCCCAGCUAGCUGGGGCAUGUACCACACGGAGUGCGCCAAAGACCACCAGUCUCCCAUCGACAUCCCAGCCCCAGAGCAGCUGGAGUUUGACAUCAAUAUGGACCUGGACACUCUCAGAUAUCACAACUACGCAAGCAACUUCGACGGAGAGCUCUUCAACAACGGGCAUGCCAUUCAGGUGAACAUUCCUGCGGAUGCGGGUCUGGCCAUUGAUCAGGGCGGCCUAGGUGCGGAGUACACGGCGGCCCAGUUCCACUUCCACUGGGGCAAGGAUAGCCGCAGCGGCUCCGAGCACACGCGCGAGGGACGCAAGUACCCGCUAGAGCUUCACAUUGUCCACUUUAAGAAGGCGUAUGGCAGCUUAAACAACGCGCUCUUCUAUGAGGACGGACUCGCCGUUAUAGGAGUUUUCUUUGACGUAACCAGUGAUGACAACGACAACUAUGUAGACCUCAUCAGUGCAUUCAGUGACAUUUCAUACAAAGGUGGAAAUACGACUGUCAAUGUCAACUUGAGGAACUUGACCUUCCAUGACCUUGGCAGUUCCAACGGGACUCACGUGCCCUAUUUCCGUUACCAGGGAAGUCUGACCACGCCCCCUUGCUUUGAGAUUGUCACGUGGACCGUCCUUAUCCCGCCAAUUAAAAUCAGCGAGAGACAGUUGGAGGAGUUCAGAAAGGUGUACCAUGUAGCAGAGAAGUCGGGCUACACUCCCGUGGCAUAUGACAAAAUUGACAAGAACUACCGACCCGUGCAGCCUUUGGGUGCCCGAAGGGUUUACAUGAGCUACGAUCUGAGCCCCACCGCCGGCGCAUCCGCCGUCCUUGUGCCCGGUUUCAUGUCGGUCAUCGCUCUGGCUCUCGUGUCCAUGCUCCUCCACUCAUAGGAAGUAGAGGUCUGAAAAUGUGUCCAGGUUUACGUCUGUGGAAAGGAGAUUAAAGGCUGCACUCUCACAGAUUGACUGUUAUGACAAUUUGUUAUCUGUUGUGGAAUGAGCCAUUUUUUGCGUCAAUGUUUUGAAACCAGUGAUAUAAGACUGCUGACAAAAGACCAGAUCGCAAUUAAUUAUAUAUUUUUACUUUCAAAAUGUUUUAUGGCUAAAAGCGUUUCUAACGCUUUAAGAAAGAAAAGAGUUUUCCAAAUAACUAAAAUCUGUUAUUUUUGUGAGUUAACUUACAAAACUGAAUUGAAGGCAUUGAUGCCAAAAUAAGCUGGAUCCGAGAAAAAAAAGUCAAAACUGUAAAUCUGUGAAUGUGCUUUAGAAGUAUUUAAGAUGACGAAAUGUAUGUACGUAUGUUAAGUGCACGAUUAUUUAUAUAUCAAGUUUGGUUAAGAUCUGUUUGUGACGAAUAAGAAUGUUGCUGUUUUUAAUUCGUGUAAUAUGCUUACGUGUAUAGGAAUGAACCAACCAUAUUUUCUUGACAAUCAGUAAUGUAAUAAUUCAUCAAAAUAUGCAUUACAUUUGUAUUUGAAAUUAUAGACAUUUCCAGAUUAAAACACAAUAAGUAAACAUACAUACAUGUCGUUUAUUUAUCUUAAAGUUUAAAUUGUGUUAUAUAAGUUAAAUCAUAUUGUAAUGCAUGAUGAUAUAUUUACACAAUGUAUGAUGAAGAAAACAAUAGAGAAACAGAAACGGUGCAAUGAAACAUUGUUAACGUUCAUAUAAUAAAGAACAUGCGAAGGGAUUGGUCCACGAGGUUUUCCAACACAAGUUAAUUAGCAUUACAAAAGUCUUAAAGCUAUAAUUUUAAUAUGUACUCAAGACUACUGCUUCAUAACACGGAUAUAUUCUAACCACUAUUCUAUCUCUUCUUCAAGUCAUGCAUCUUUCAUGUAUACAUGCCUGUUACUUUUACCUCAUAAUCAUUGUCCAUGUGUAUAUUAGUGUGCCAGUAUUCAGUGCAGAUUCCCUGCUGGGGCGUAGCUAACUUAAUAACCCGGAUAUUACCCUAACAGGGCAGUUUUGAAAGGGGUUCCAACGUUUUUCAUUGAAAAAUGAAAAUCAUGAGGAGUAAAAUAUUUGUUCGGCGCCUUGGUUUCUGACAAGUUCAACUUCGUUUUUGUUGAGUGCCUCGAUGCAAUGUAAUUGUACUUAUAUUAUAUUUUGAAUUAAUCUUUAUAUAUUUUGUUGUAUACUAUUUUUAGCAAACUACAGGACAUAUGUUACUUACAAAUGAUGUUCAAAUAAACUACAAAAAUGACAA